Panicum hallii is the source of this 2799-nucleotide messenger RNA. Its product is annotated as subtilisin-like protease SBT1.7. Gene Ontology annotation, biological process: proteolysis. The coding region runs from base 292 to 2568 and encodes 758 amino acids. The record is from RefSeq and is a predicted model, not a curated record. NCBI's taxonomy places the organism in Eukaryota, Viridiplantae, Streptophyta, Magnoliopsida, Poales, Poaceae. The transcript has a single exon. Gene Ontology annotation, molecular function: serine-type endopeptidase activity.
UAUAUGCUCCCCUGGAUCUUUCCUGUUGCAAUCUUGCUACUAGGCUCCCAUGCUACAUGCUCACGGCCAGCAUCAGAUCAACCACAGGCAGCUGUUCACCCCCGUGUCCAUAUCAGAGACUCAGUCUUCUCGUCCUCAAAAACAUCUCCCACCAUCGGCAUGGCUCCCAAUGCUCCUUUUUCUACUGCCACAGAAAAUCGCCGGCCUUGUACGGCUUAAUCAAUAUGGAAAAGCUCUUGCCGGUUUUAACAAUGAGAUACAACGCACGUUAAUCUUGUACAAAAGUCCACCAUGCCUACACAACAUCAGAGCAAGCCGGCAGCCAUGGAAAGCUUCGAGCUAUCCUUGCUCCGCAUUGUAAUUCCCAUCGUUCUCCUUGCUUCAAUCGUUGCCGAGGAGCUGCCAGCCGGCGACGAUGAGCUCCAGACGUUCAUCGUGCACGUUCAGCCGGCCGAGAAUCAGGUGUUCGGCACGGCCGACGAUCAGGCAGCGUGGUACAGGUCGUUCCUCCCAGAGGACGGCCGGCUCCUCCACGCGUAUCACCACGUCGCCAGCGGCUUCGCCGCACGGCUGACGCGCCGGGAGCUCGACGCGAUGUCCGCCGCCCCAGGGUUCCUCGCGGCGGAGCCGAACGAGAUCUAUCAGCUGCUGACGACGCACACGCCCCGGUUCCUCGGACUGGACGUGCCACAGGGCGUGAGCGCGAGAAACCAUAGUGUUUCAGGGUUCGGCGACGGUGUCAUCAUCGGCGUGCUCGACACCGGCGUCUUCCCCUACCACCCGUCGUACAGCGGCGAGGGCGUGCCGCCGCCGCCGGCCAGGUGGAAGGGGCGCUGCGACUUCAACGGCUCGGCGUGCAACAACAAGCUCAUUGGCGCGCGGUCCUUCGAGUCCAACCCUUCGCCGCUCGACGAGGACGGGCACGGCACGCACACGUCGAGCACCGCGGCGGGCGCUGUCGUGCCGGGCGCCCAGGUCCUCGGCCAAGGCCUCGGCACCGCUUCCGGGAUCGCGCCCCGCGCGCACGUCGCCAUGUACAAAGUGUGCGGCGACGAGUGCACCGCCGCCGACAUGCUCGCCGGCAUCGACGCCGCCGUGGGCGACGGCUGUGACGUCCUCUCGAUAUCCCUCGCCGCCGGCGGGCCAGCGGUGCCGUUCUACAAAACUAGCCUCGUCAUUGGCACGUUCGGCGCCGUAGAGAAGGGCGUCUUCGUCAGCAUCGGAGCCGGCAACAGCGGCCCCAACGCCAGCACGCUCUUCAACGACGCGCCGUGGAUGCUCACCGUCGCGGCGAGCACCGUGGACCGUUCGAUCGGUGCCCAGGUUCGCCUCGGGAACGGCCUCUCGUUCGACGGCGAGUCCUUGUACCAGCCGGACAUCUCGGCAGCCGUCUUCUACCCGUUGGUCUACGCGGGCGCCAGCUUUGCACCCGACGCGCGGUUCUGCGGCAACGGCUCGCUGGACGGCUUCGACUUCAAGGGCAAGAUCGUGUUCUGCGACCGUGGCAAUGGAGUCGGGCGGAUUGAGAAAGGUUCCGAGGUGAAACGAGUCGGAGGUGUCGGCAUGAUCAUGGCCAACGAGUUCCCUGAUGGCUACAGCACGCUUGCCGACGCGCACGUCCUCCCAGCGUCGCACGUCAGCUACGCCGCCGGAGUGGCCAUCAAGAAGUACAUCAACUCCACGGCGAACCCAGUGGCGCAGAUCGUCUUCCAGGGCACGGUCCUUGGCACGUCGCCGGCCCCGGCCAUCAUUUCAUUCUCUUCACGCGGGCCCAGCCUCCACAACCCCGGCAUUUUGAAGCCCGACAUCACCGGGCCCGGCGUGAGUGUACUGGCAGCGUGGCCGUUCCAGGUCGGCCCUUCGGCGGCGACCGCGGACCUCGGAGCGACCUUCAACUUCGUCUCCGGCACGUCCAUGUCGACGCCGCACCUCAGCGGCGUCGCGGCGCUGAUCAAGAGCAAGCACCCGAACUGGUCUCCGGCGGCGAUCAGGUCCGCCAUCGUGACAACCGCCGAUCCCAUCGACCGCUCCGGGAAUCCGAUCCUGAACGAGCAGCAUCUGCCGGCCGACUUCUUCGCGACGGGCGCCGGCCACGUCAACCCGGACAGGGCCGUCGACCCCGGCCUGGUCUACGACAUCGAUCCCGCCGAGUACGUCGGCUUCCUCUGCAGCAUCUACGCGAGCCAGGACGUGUCCGUGAUCGCGCGGCGCGCGGUGGACUGCUCGGCGGUCACGGUAAUCCCGGACCACGCGCUGAACUACCCGUCCAUCUCGGUCUCGUUUCCGCCGGCGUGGAACUCCACGGCCGGCCCGGCGGUGGUGGUGCGCCGCACGGCGAGGAACGUCGGGGAGGCGCCGGCGGUGUACUACCCCUACGUGGACCUGCCGGCGGGCUUGGUGCACGUCGCGCCGAGCUCGCUGCGGUUCACGGAGGUGAACCAGGAGCAGAGCUUCACGGUGUCCGUGUGGCGAGGGAAGAGUGGCACGGCGAAGGUGGUGCAGGGAGCGCUUCGGUGGGUGUCCGACAAGCACACCGUCAGAAGCCCCAUCUCCAUCACAUUUGAAUGAUCCUUCCACCAAAAAAAAUAGGUUGUUCCUUCUUCGUGCCCCACUACCAGUGGCACUCACGCACUACUCAAUCAAAAUUAAAGUAGGAGCGAUCUUUGAGAUUUGAACUUCUCUAAACAUGUAAUUGCUCGAUUGCGAUGAUGAUUAGUGAGAUCAUCAGAAUAUAUACAUGGGUAGUUUCAGUUUUACUUAUUUAAUCAGAAACCUUCUCCCUCUAAUUCCAGAUACAAA